Ruditapes philippinarum (Manila clam) is the source of this 2760-nucleotide messenger RNA. Its product is annotated as carboxylesterase NlhH-like. The transcript is spliced from 7 exons. Gene Ontology annotation, cellular component: cytosol. The coding region runs from base 195 to 1424 and encodes 409 amino acids. Gene Ontology annotation, biological process: triglyceride catabolic process. Gene Ontology annotation, molecular function: triacylglycerol lipase activity; sterol ester esterase activity. The record is from RefSeq and is a predicted model, not a curated record. NCBI's taxonomy places the organism in Eukaryota, Metazoa, Mollusca, Bivalvia, Venerida, Veneridae.
AACGAUAGUUCAUUUGUGUAUAACCGUGAAAUAAGGGGUAGACUGUUUAUCAAAUCUUUAACUUGUAAAUAUUUCAUUCGAAAACUGCCAUGGAUUAAAAACCGAUUUUGCUCAUACCAUUAUAAAAUUAGGACAAAACGAUAAAGAGCUAAUAUCAGGAAUUCAAGGAGGAUUGGGCGUUUAUACACGAAAGAAUGGGAGUUUUGAAGUCUUUGAUUGUAGUCGGUAUAUUGGUCGCCGUAAUAGCAUAUUAUGUACGUCCAGUCUUUCCGGAAACAGCCAGUAAUCAUGGUUUGAAAACGUUUGUUGGUUUGAGCUUCAAGUUUAUGCAAGCUGCGAGUUCGUUUGGAAGAUUCUUUGGAUUUUCACCGGUUAACAUCACUAGAACUUUGCUCGGAGUUUCUGCUGUGUUCGACAAGCCAUCUGAGAAUGUAGAGGUAUAUACAACUACCAUGGAUGGUGUAGAAGUAAUGAUAUUUAAGCCUGUGGGAAAAUCAGAUGGAUUGCGUCCCGGCAUUCUUCAUUAUCAUGGUGGUGGAUGGGUGCAUCUUUCACCAAAACUAUAUGCCCCGUUUUGCAAGGAAGUUGUUGAACAAACACAGAGUGUUCUUGUUUCAGUAAAAUACAGACUUGCUCCUGAAAAUCUCUACCCUGCACCUUUGGAGGAUUGCAUAACAGCGUCAAAGUAUUUCCUCAGAAAUGCAGAGAAAUACGGCGUGGAUAAAAAUCGCAUAGGCGUGAAAGGUGACAGUGCUGGGGGGAAUCUUGCCAUGGCUGCAGCGCUUAAACUUUCCAAGGAACAAGAUUUGCCGAGUUUGAAGUUCAUGUCGCUGGACUACCCAGCACUCCAGUUCUUUGAUUUCAACCUUCCAUGCUACCAGAAAUAUGAGCAUGGUCCAGGAUUUCUUACCAAACGUUUGAUUAUUAUGUACGCUCUUCUUCAUGCGUUUGGCAACUUAGAUUACUACGAUCUACUGUAUGAAAACCGUCAUAUAACAGAUGAAUUAAGAGAAUCAAAAUAUGCCCAAUACGUUAGUAAAGACAUUCUGCCACCAUUUAUUCAAACUGAUGCUAAAAAUGAAAGUGUUAUUUCAACACAAAGUGCUAACAUGCGCUCAAAGGUUCCAGAGGAGAUCAUCAACAAAAUAACAGAUUCAUACUUUGCACCUCUUAUGGCUUCCGACGAAGAUUUAAAGCGUUUACCACCAACUUAUAUCUUUAACGCUGAAUUUGACGUUCUAAGAGACGACGGAUUUUUAUUAAAAUCAAGACUAGAGAAGUUAGGUAAAACUGUAAAGAUGUCCCAUUUAGUAACGGAGGAACAUGGAUAUCUUAACUUUGUGACACUAGAUCCAACAGUACGAGAUGAAAUUAAUAGAUUUGCUAUAUUCUUCAAUGAAACUCUUAGUAUUGGAACCUUGUAGGAAUAUGUGGUGGAUAUAAAUCACUUAAAUUAGAUGAAUAUUAUGUUUUUGAACGUGCUUACUUACAAGUUGUCAGCCAUAUACAUCAAAUUACAGUGCAAUACUAAUUAAAACACAACAUAGACAUGUUUGCCAGCAGGUAAAUAUAGAUAUAGAUAUCUCCGAACAUUUUUUGGCAACAGUUGUUUGUAAAUACUUUUUUUCUGCGACACUUCUCGAUCUGAAUGACUGAUAUGUGCUGAUUAAGGACUAAGGCGUAUGUAAGGAGAGCCUAUCUAUCUUAUAUAUCAUUACAACAGGCAUGUGGUAUCAAUCGAAACAAUAGAAGAUAAAUAGUAAUAAUUAUUUCAUUUUUCAUCACAAUCAUUAUUUAUGGAGAUCAAGAUUAUCAAUGUAAUAUUGACUUGACAUUCAAGAAAAUAUCAAAGUCUUAAUAGAUGUACGAAAGUCUAUUUUCCUUUGAAAUAAAUGUAAAAAUAUAUGUUUCCAAAUUUUCUUCUGGUCUAUGUUUUGUAAUUAUAUAAUCAUAUUGUACUAAUGUAUCAAAUCGUUUGAUCGGUUUAUUGCAAUUCUUGUAUUUCAGACAUAAAGUCUUCUAAGUUUACUUCAGUAUUAUUUAAUUGCAUCAUACAUCGAUUUAUUUUAGUCGGUGGCGUAAAUGUACCCGUAAAAAGUUGCUAAGGAUACGCAGAGACGUAAUUAUCAAAAACGGACUUUGAUGGUAAACUUCGACGUCAUGUGUACAAGAAAAUAGCUCAAACUAUUGAAAUCUAAUCUAAAAUAUGAGUAUCUUUUCACAUGCUAAUUUCUAAUUUCACAUGCUAAAGUGUCGCGUUCUGUCUUUAGUCACUCCGAUUCAAUAAAAAGAGGCAAAUGUUACUAAAGGCAUUUCAUUUGAUUGAUACAUUUUGAUGUACAAUAUUUCAAUCUAAAAAUUGACUAACCUCAACGUAAUUUCAAAAAUUGAAAUACUAUUUUUUUAUUCUUUUUCAAUAUAAACGUUCCAUGAUGUGAAAAAAUAAAAGCUUUCUAUACAGAGAUGUUCCUUUUGCCUAGAUAUAGUUCAUACUUUUUAUAGAUAGACCCUACGAUGUUUUUAUGCAUAUGUACUCAGAGAAAAUGAAGAAUUCUAAACAAGCAAAAAUAACAUUGAUACCAUAGUUAGAUAUGUAAUGUAUGACGAGGAAUGAUAUAUUUAACAUUUUGUUACUAAACUUCUGCUUCUUUGUUAAAUGAUCACAAAUGUACAGUUUGCUUCCUAGAGCUAACAAUCACUGUUUAGAGAUAUUUAUAUUGACUGUUUGAAUUAGUGAUAGUAUGAAAGUACCCAUAAUGA